GAGCAUGCGUGGAAAUGGCACCCGAGGGCGCCCUCUGACCCGACGUCCGCCGCGGGCGCGCGCCCGUACGCCGGAAGAGGCGGGGCCAAGAAUGACUUUAUAUAUCGCGCUCCGCCGGGCCGCAGCCCUCUACCGGCUGGAUAGGCGGCACGAUGUCGCACAGGAAGUUCUCGGCGCCCAGGCACGGGUCCCUGGGCUUCCUGCCCCGGAAGCGCAGCAGCCGGCACCGCGGCAAGGUGAAGAGCUUCCCCAAGGACGACCCGAGCAAGCCCGUGCACCUCACCGCCUUCCUGGGCUACAAGGCCGGCAUGACGCACAUCGUGCGGGAGGUGGACCGGCCGGGCUCCAAGGUGAACAAGAAGGAAGUGGUGGAGGCCGUGACCAUCGUGGAGACCCCGCCCAUGGUGGUCGUGGGCAUCGUGGGCUACGUGGAGACCCCGCGGGGCCUCCGCACCUUCAAGACGGUGUUCGCCGAGCACAUCAGUGACGAGUGCAAGAGGCGCUUCUACAAGAACUGGCACAAGUCGAAGAAGAAGGCCUUCACCAAGUACUGCAAGAAGUGGCAGGACGACGCGGGCAAGCGGCAGCUGGACAAGGACUUCAGCAGCAUGAAGAAGUACUGCCAGGUCAUCCGCGUGCUGGCGCACACGCAGAUGCGCCUGCUGCCGCUGCGGCAGAAGAAGGCGCACCUGAUGGAGAUCCAGGUGAACGGCGGCACCGUGGCCGAGAAGCUGGACUGGGCCCGGGAGCGCCUGGAGCAGCAGGUCCCGGUGAGCCAGGUGUUCGGCCAGGACGAGAUGAUCGACGUCAUCGGCGUGACCAAGGGCAAGGGCUACAAAGGGGUCACCAGCCGCUGGCACACCAAGAAGCUGCCCCGCAAGACGCACCGAGGGCUGCGCAAGGUGGCCUGCAUCGGCGCAUGGCACCCGGCGCGUGUGGCCUUCUCUGUGGCACGGGCUGGGCAGAAAGGCUACCACCACCGCACGGAGAUCAACAAGAAGAUCUACAAGAUCGGCCAGGGCUACCUGAUCAAGGACGGCAAGCUGAUCAAGAACAACGCCUCCACCGACUACGACCUGUCAGACAAGAGCAUCAACCCCCUGGGUGGCUUCGUGCACUAUGGGGAAGUGACCAACGACUUCGUCAUGCUGAAAGGCUGCGUGGUGGGCACCAAGAAGCGGGUGCUGACCCUGCGCAAGUCCCUGCUGGUGCAGACCAAGCGGCGCGCCCUGGAGAAGAUCGACCUCAAGUUCAUUGACACCACCUCCAAGUUCGGCCACGGCCGCUUCCAGACGGUGGAGGAGAAGAAGGCGUUCAUGGGACCACUUAAGAAGGACAGGAUUGCAAAGGAGGAGGGGGCCUGAAGGGGCUUGGAGUGUGCUGCAUUGCAAUAAAGUGACUUUCCAGGA
This is a messenger RNA of Oryctolagus cuniculus (rabbit), 1409 nucleotides long. RefSeq names its product ribosomal protein L3 (gene RPL3). Gene Ontology annotation, cellular component: ribosome; cytosolic large ribosomal subunit. Gene Ontology annotation, molecular function: RNA binding; structural constituent of ribosome. Lineage: Eukaryota; Metazoa; Chordata; Mammalia; Lagomorpha; Leporidae. The record is from RefSeq and is a predicted model, not a curated record. Gene Ontology annotation, biological process: translation.